Molecule: messenger RNA, 1044 nt
Organism: Cornus florida
Lineage: Eukaryota; Viridiplantae; Streptophyta; Magnoliopsida; Cornales; Cornaceae
Exons: 5
Coding region: 274-933 (219 amino acids)
Source: RefSeq, a predicted model, not a curated record
AGUACUAUAGCUCCCCGAAACCUACAUAGCUCGUUUGGAUUGCAAAAAUCGUGCCAAUAUGCCCAUUUGACACUAUGACCAAUCCAAACGGACCAUGUAGACUUCAUCAAUCAGGACUACAUCACCGAUCAACCAAAGAAUAUAUUAAUCCCACAUUACAUGUGCUAUAUACUAUACUAGGAUAUAGCAGUCCUGUCAGUAGACAAAUCUUAGCUAGUUGUUCUUCUAUAUAGCUUGGGAAGUGGUCAUUUGAUAUAGCAAGUACCAACAACCAUGUCCAACACAAUCACAAGUUCAGAUCUAUCUUUCCACACCAAUUUCAUUCACAGGCUUCCAAGGAAGUCUAAUCUUCUAAUUUUCAGUUCAUGUUACCCCUCCAUGAUCAAGCACCCCUACCAUGUAUUGCCGAAUCAAGAAUCAAAGUCAAAUCCAUUCAACAUCACAUACAAGUUUAAUGGUAGUAAACACAAAGUAACUAUGGCAAAGGGUCCCUCCGACGAUAUUCAACCGGAAUCUCCAGUUCCAGCAAAACCUCCUCCUGCAGCAUGGAAAAAGUGGAUGGUGGGAAUAAUGUUAUCUAUAAUUUUACCAACAUACAGGCACAAAGGGGGGCCAUUAUUGAUACUUAAAAGUAGAGUGGACAGAGCAGUAGAAACAGUGGAAAGUUUGACAGAGAUUGUGGAAGAUGUAGCUGAGGGAGUAGAGAAGGUAGCUGAUGAGAUUGGAGACAAGCUUCCUGAGGAUACAAAGCUCAGGGAAGCUGUUGAUUCAAUUGAAAAACUAGCCAGAGAAGCAGUCAAGGAGGCUGACCUAGCCCAAGACCUCAUUAAUAAGGUACAGGAUGCAGAGAAAGUGUUGGAAGGGGCACUCAUGGAGCCUAAAAAGGACCAAGCCAAAAACAGAUCAGCCCAGGAACAAGCCCCAAAUGCCUAGAUGUACCUGGUUGAUAUUCACAUCUAAUUUGCAGAAGACAAUUGUUGCAAUGAAUGAGUUUUUGAAAUAAUUACCUGAACUUGAGGAGAAUACAGCAUAUUGUUUGCCAAA